AUGGCAACCACAGAAUCUCAAUCUUACAAUCCGGACAUACCGGCAGACCCUGUGACCAAGACCACAGACACCAUCCAUGUCGAACUCACUCCGCACGAUCUAGACUCCUUGUCAGCAACAAGAUUUGUCCGUUCUCCAUCCGCAGGCGCAACUGUUCUAUUCAUAGGCACGACUCGCGACUCUUUUAACAACGAGCCUGUUUCAUCUUUGGCCUACACUUCUUACGCUCCCCUUGCCAUCAACACACUCUUCAAGAUCGCCACAUCAAUCCUCACAAAACACUCAUGCACUAAGAUCGCCAUCAUUCAUAAGUUGGGUGAAUGUCCAAUUGGCGAGGAGAGCAUUGUCAUUGCAGUAUCGUCACCGCACCGCCAGGCCGCAUGGAGAGCUGGUGAGGAAGCAUUGGAGGAGACGAAGGACAAAGCUGAGAUCUGGAAGCUCGAAAGGUUCGAGGGAGGUGAGGGUGUUUGGAGAGCAAAUAGAGACGGGCAAAAAGGUGUCAAGGUUGAAGAUGGAAAACCUUCAUGA
Alternaria burnsii is the source of this 528-nucleotide messenger RNA. Its product is annotated as molybdopterin-converting factor subunit 2. The record is from RefSeq and is a predicted model, not a curated record. Gene Ontology annotation, cellular component: cytosol. Gene Ontology annotation, biological process: Mo-molybdopterin cofactor biosynthetic process. The transcript has a single exon. NCBI's taxonomy places the organism in Eukaryota, Fungi, Ascomycota, Dothideomycetes, Pleosporales, Pleosporaceae. Gene Ontology annotation, molecular function: molybdopterin synthase activity. The coding region runs from base 1 to 528 and encodes 175 amino acids.